Messenger RNA from Morchella importuna, 594 nucleotides. RefSeq lists its product as uncharacterized. Lineage: Eukaryota; Fungi; Ascomycota; Pezizomycetes; Pezizales; Morchellaceae. The transcript is spliced from 4 exons. Gene Ontology annotation, cellular component: nucleus; CCAAT-binding factor complex. The record is from RefSeq and is a predicted model, not a curated record. Gene Ontology annotation, biological process: regulation of transcription by RNA polymerase II. Bases 1 to 594 code for a protein of 197 amino acids. Gene Ontology annotation, molecular function: DNA-binding transcription activator activity, RNA polymerase II-specific; RNA polymerase II cis-regulatory region sequence-specific DNA binding; protein heterodimerization activity.
AUGUCGGCUUCCCCCUCGAAGGACCUGGAGGUGGAAGUCGGAGCACAGUCGCCUGACGAACAGGAGCACAUGGAUAGAGAUCAGCCGGAAACGUCGCAACCACCGCCUGUGUUUGAUUUCGAGGUCAAAGAACAGGACCGAUGGCUGCCAAUUGCAAAUGUUGCUCGAAUCAUGAAAACAGCGUUGCCAGAGAACGCCAAAAUUGCAAAGGAAGCAAAGGAAUGCAUGCAGGAAUGUGUGAGCGAGUUCAUAUCAUUUAUAACCAGCGAGGCAUCCGAAAAAUGUCAACAAGAAAAACGCAAGACUGUCAACGGCGAAGAUAUUCUGUUCGCCAUGACAUCCCUGGGAUUCGAAAACUACGCAGAGGCCUUGAAGAUAUACCUCGCCAAGUAUCGCGAAAGGAACCAGUCAGAGGGGGGGUCGAGGGGCGGUGGGGGGUACGGAACAGGGAAUGCAGUUGGCACAGCAACAUCAUCAUCAUCCACCUACAGGGGGAGAUCCGAGAGCGCCAACCAGACGUUAACCCCACCAAUGGAAGGAGACGAACACCAUCAGUAUAACGAUGUCUACGGUAACGGAGACGGACCCUACUAG